AUGUCGACCAGAAAUAGCAAUAAAAGUCUUAAUAAUCCAAAUCUCAUUGAAAUCAAAUCAAAGUUUGACGCUGAGUUCCGGCGCUUUUCGUUAGACAGAAGCGAAUUAUCCAAAUUUGACGACUUCUUCAAACUCAUUGAACACUUCCACAAACUCUUCUCCAUAUCCUUCUCAGUCUUCUAUUCGGAUCCAAUUCAUGGGGACUUACUUCCCAUCAAUAAUGACGACAACUUCUUGAGAGCCAUUCUGUCGGCCAAACCUCUUCUCAGACUUAUUAUACAACGAAAGGGUGAGAGUUGGGAGCACUUGAAUGGUUUGGCCGCCAAUAAGAAGAAGAAUUUCUUGGGCUUAAGUAAUAUUCUUCCGCUUCCGUCGUCUUCGUCUCCAAAUAAGAACAAACUGUCGAUCGGUUUGCCCGAAGACUUCCGUCAGGUGUCGUCGAUCAUAGACGUGGACAUCGUUCCCGAGACGUGUCGACGCGUAAGACUCGUGAAACACGGCUCAGACAAACCGCUCGGCUUUUACAUCCGCGACGGCACGUCUGUACGGGUGACCCCUCACGGCCUCGAGAAAGUGGCCGGCAUUUUCAUAUCACGUCUCGUUCCCGGAGGACUCGCUGAGAGCACCGGCCUUCUGGCCGUCAACGACGAGGUGCUCGAAGUGAAUGGCAUCGAUGUGUUGGGCAAGUCGUUAGAUCAGGUGACAGACAUGAUGGUCGCCAACUCCUCCAACCUCAUCAUCACCAUCCGUCCCGCCAAUCAGCGCAACCUUCCCAUCGCAGCAAUGCGCGGCUCAUACUGUCGUUCCUCUCAGUUGUCUCAGGACUCGAGCCAUAACUCGGCCUUA
Messenger RNA from Oppiella nova, 846 nucleotides. NCBI's taxonomy places the organism in Eukaryota, Metazoa, Arthropoda, Arachnida, Sarcoptiformes, Oppiidae. The record is from the annotation of a GenBank genome assembly.